AUGGACGCCUGGUCUCAGAUGAACUACUGUCGGAACCCGUCAGGGAGAGAAAAGCCUUGGUGCUUCAUCGAUGACUCGGAAACACAAUGGGAUUACUGCGACAUCCCCACAUGCGAAGAUCCAGGUGAAUCGUUAAAAAAAUUCCCGGGGUUGGAAAUUCAUCAACCUCCAGAGUGCAAGGUGACCGAAAUGGGUGGUGAAUACAUCGGGAGGAAGAACGUCAGCCUUUCGGGUGAUCAGUGCAAGCCUUGGAAAGAGUGGAUCGAAGGUGAUGGUACGUACAAAAGGAUUUUUCCAGAUUUGGAAGGCAUGGACGAGCAACACAACUUCUGCCGAAACCCAUACGGAGAAUUCGAUGUUCCCUUCUGUUACGUCUGGGAUACCGUCAUCGAGGCCUGCGAUAUACCAUUCUGCCCAGAAGAAAAGAAGGUUCGAGAAGGCGCUGAGGGUACCAACUAUCCUGAGUGCCUCUUGUCGGAGAAAGGGAAGGAAUACGUGGGAACCAUGAGUGUGACCGAAACGGGAAAAGCUUGUCUCUCGUGGGCCGAACAGGCAGAUGACAUGCCUUGGGAUUUCUACAUGAGGCGACAUCCGGACUCCGAUUUCUCUUCGGAAUAUACCGGCUAUGACAAAAACUACUUGUUUUUGAAUGGUGAUGCAAAAAUGCACAAGAAUUACUGUCGGAACCCUGGGCCGCACAGAAAAAGGCCUUGGUGUUUCAUCUCUGACGUCGAUAUCAAAUGGGAGUAUUGUGAUAUCCCCUUCUGCCAUGACAUGAAUCCGCCGAAUUGCAAGCUGACGGGCAGGGGAGGAGAAUAUGUCGGAAAUAAAAAAGUCACAAUGUCUGGUAAACCCUGUCAACCAUGGGUAGGCAGUUUCACAAUCGACGAGAGGCCGAAUUACGCCGAAACGUCUACAUUUCCCGAGGAAAUCGACUCGACCGACAACUUUUGCCGCAAUCCUCGCCCAAGUACUAUUCGGAGUCCUUGGUGCUUCGUAGAACCUGGGCUCUACGGUGAAUGGGAGUAUUGCGAUGUUCCCUUUUGCCCCACGAGUGAUGGAGAAGAGUGCGACAUACGAAUCAAGGGGGAAUGCGUUAGUGAGUAUUUCAUAGAAUUAUUUUCUCGGCUCUGUGCCGUGUUCCUGCCACGUUCUGUGAUGUAG
Molecule: messenger RNA, 1164 nt
Organism: Darwinula stevensoni
Lineage: Eukaryota; Metazoa; Arthropoda; Ostracoda; Podocopida; Darwinulidae
Source: the annotation of a GenBank genome assembly